CUGUGAAACCUUCUCUGCUCAGAGCUCCAGGACCAAUGCAUCUUCCCACCACCUUAAGCCACUGGGUUGCUUGCUUUGAAGACUAAAAGGAUGAUGUGUGUAAGAAUGCUUCGAAGAGAACAAAGCACUGGGCAAAUAUAAGAGCAGUUCAGAGCCCCAAUUUCAGAAGACUUGUCCUUGCUGCCACCAUGAGCUCUGAAUGUGAUGUCGGUGCUUCCAAAGCCGUGGUGAAUGGCUUGGCCCCCGGCAGUGAUGGGCAAGACAAAGCAACUGCCGACCCUUUACGUGCACGCUCUAUUUCUGCUGUUAAAAUAAUUCCUGUGAAGACAGUGAAAAACGCUGCAGGCUUAGUCCUACCUACAGACAUGGAUCCUUCAAAAAUCUGCACUGGGAAGGGAGCGGUGACUCUCCGGGCCUCAUCUUCCUACAAGGAGAUCCCGAGCAGUGCCCCUGUGAGCCCGCAGGAAACCCCACAACACGAGAGCAAACCAGGUCUGGAGCCAGAGCCUUCCCCAACAGAUGAGUGGAGGCUUUCUUCCAAUGCUGAUGCCAAUGGAAAUGCCCAGCCCUCUUCACUGGCUGCCAAGGGCUACAGAAGUGUGCAUCCCAACCUUCCUUCCGACAAGCCCCAGGGUGCCACUUCCUCCAGCCCAGCCCAGCCCGAGGUAAUAGUGGUCCCUCUCUACCUGGUUAAUACUGACAGAGGGCAAGAAGGCACUGCCAGACCUCCAGCAUCUCUGGGGCCGCUUGACUGUGUCCCCGCAGUCCCGGUGACCGCCCCUGCCGCCUCACCUCUGACCUUUCCGACUCUAGAUGAUUUCAUUCCCCCUCAUCUGCAGAGGCGGCCCCACCACAGCCAGCCAGCCAGUGCUUCUGGCUCCCUUCCCCCCGUUAGCCAGACACCACCGUCCUUCUCACCACCACCUCCGCUGGUCCCUCCCGUACCGGAGGCCCUCCGCAGAGUCUCGGAGCCUGAGCCCACGGGAGCCGUUUCAAGUACCGGUUCCAGUCCUUUAUUAAAUGAAGUUUCUUCUUCCCGUAUUGGAACUGAUUCCCAAGCCUUUACACCAGUUAGCAAGUCAUCAUCCGCCUACCCCUCCACAACCAUUGUCAAUCCUACUAUUGUGCUCUUGCAACACAAUCGAGAACAGCAAAAACGUCUCAGUAGCCUUUCAGAUCCUGCCUCAGAAAGAAGAGUGGGCGAGCAGGACUUGGCACCAACCCAGGAAAAACCCACCUCACCUGGCAGCGCUGCUGAAAAGAAAGCAAAGGAUGAUAGCAGGAGGGUGGUUAAGAGCGCUCAGGACCUGAGCGAUGUUUCCAUGGAUGAAGUGGGCAUCCCCCUUCGGAACACCGAGAGAUCAAAAGACUGGUACAAGACUAUGUUUAAACAGAUCCACAAACUAAACAGAGAUGAUGAUUCAGAUCUGUACUCUCCUCGAUACUCCUUUUCUGAAGACACAAAAUCUCCCCUUUCUGUGCCUCGUUCAAAAAGUGAGAUGAGCUGCUUUGACGGUGAGAAGGUAGUUAAGAGGUCGGCCACACUACCCCUCCCAGCCCGCUCUUCCUCACUGAAGUCCAGCCCAGAAAGAAACGACUGGGAGCCCCCAGAUAAGAAAGUGGAUACAAGAAAAUACCGUGCAGAGCCCAAAAGCAUUUACGAAUAUCAGCCGGGCAAGUCUUCCGUUCUGACCAACGAAAAGAUGAGUCGGGAUAUAAGCCCAGAAGAGAUAGAUUUAAAGAAUGAACCUUGGUAUAAAUUCUUUUCGGAAUUGGAGUUUGGGAAACCGCCUCCCAAAAAGAUAUGGGAUUAUACUCCUGGAGACUGCUCUAUCCUUCCUAGAGAGGAUAGAAAGACUAAUCUAGACAAAGAUCUCAACCUCUGCCAAACAGAGUUAGAGGCAGAUUUAGAAAAAAUGGAGACGCUUAAUAAAGCACCCAGUGCAAACCUGCCACAGAGCUCAGCAGUCAGCCCUACUCCGGAAAUUUCUUCAGAGCCUCCUGGAUAUAUAUAUUCUUCCAACUUCCAUGCAGUGAAGAGGGAAUCAGAUGGGGCUCCUGGGGAUCUGGCUAGCUUGGAGAAUGAGAGACAGAUUUACAAAAGUGUUUUGGAAGGUGGUGACAUCCCUCUUCAGGGCCUCAGUGGGCUCAAGAGGCCGUCCAGCUCGGCUUCCACUAAAGAUUCAGAAUCACCAAGACAUUUUAUACCAGCUGAUUACUUGGAAUCCACAGAAGAAUUUAUUCGAAGACGUCAUGAUGAUAAAGAGAAACUUUUAGCGGACCAGAGACGACUUAAGCGCGAGCAAGAAGAGGCCGAUAUUGCAGCUCGACGCCACACGGGCGUCAUCCCGACGCACCAUCAGUUUAUCACUAAUGAGCGCUUUGGGGACCUUCUCAAUAUAGACGAUACUGCAAAAAGGAAAUCUGGGUCAGAGAUGAGACCUGCCAGAGCCAAAUUUGACUUCAAAGCUCAGACGCUAAAGGAGCUUCCUCUGCAGAAGGGAGAUAUUGUUUACAUUUAUAAGCAAAUUGAUCAGAACUGGUACGAAGGAGAACACCACGGCCGGGUGGGAAUCUUCCCACGCACCUACAUCGAGCUUCUUCCUCCUGCCGAGAAGGCUCAGCCCAAAAAGCUGACACCAGUGCAGGUUUUGGAAUACGGAGAAGCUAUUGCUAAGUUUAACUUUAAUGGUGAUACGCAAGUAGAAAUGUCCUUCAGAAAGGGCGAGAGGAUCACACUGCUCCGACAGGUGGACGAGAACUGGUACGAAGGGAGGAUCCCAGGGACAUCCCGACAAGGCAUCUUUCCCAUCACCUACGUGGACGUGAUCAAACGGCCACUGGUGAAAAACCCCAUGGAGUACAUCGACCUACCUUACUCCUCCUCUCCAAGUCGUAGUGCCACUGCGAGCCCACAGUUCCCUAGUCAGAGUAAGCUCCUCAUGCCAGCCCCCUCAUCUCUGCCCCAUCCCCGCCGAGCCCUGUCCCCUGAGAUGCACGCCGUCACCUCCGAGUGGAUCUCGCUGACUGUGGGGGUCCCCAGCAGGCGUUCUCUGGCCCUGACCCCUCCCUUGCCUCCUCUGCCAGAGGCUUCUGUCUAUAGCACUGACCACCUUGCCGGGUCGUCGAGGGCCGGCCCCUCCCUGUCUCUCAGCCUCCCACAGUCCAGUUGGUCAGAUCGUCCCACCCCACGAUCAGUGGUUUCCCCACUGGCCCUACCUGCCCCUCACAAAGCCUACUCCCCAGUACCUGGCGCCCAGGCAUCCCUUCACAUCAAUGGAGACAGUGGUGUCCACAUGCCACCUUCAGGCGUCCACCAAGAUAGCUUCUCCCAGCCACUGUUCGGGAGCUCUGAUAGUGUCAUCUCGGAGCUUAGCGAUGCCUUUAGCAGCCAGAGCAAGAGGCAGCCGUGGCAAGAAGAGAACGGACACUAUGAGAGGAAAGCAGAGAGGGAGGCAGGUGAGAGAUGCCCUGGUGGACCCAAGAUCUCUAAGAAGAGCUGCUUGAAGCCUUCAGACGUGGUCAGGUGCCUGAGUACUGAACAGAGACUCUCAGAUCUCCACACCCCUGAGGAGAGCCGGCCCGGCAAGCCCCUGGGUGGCCCUUUUCCAGGAAGGGAGGCUGAGCAGCCAGAACGGCAUAGAGGUGGCGAGCAGGCUGAGAGGAGAGCUGCUCAGAGAGGUGGGAGCCAGCCUUCUCAUCAUUCAUUGAGAGCAGGACCUGAUCUCACAGAAUCUGAAAAGAGCUAUGUGCAACCUCAAGCCCAGCAGCGAAGAGUCACCCCAGACAGGAGUCAAACCUCACAAGAUUUAUUUAGCUACCAAGCAUUAUAUAGCUAUAUACCACAGAAUGAUGAUGAAUUGGAACUCAGAGAUGGAGAUAUCGUUGAUGUCAUGGAAAAAUGUGACGAUGGAUGGUUUGUUGGUACUUCAAGAAGGACAAGGCAGUUUGGUACUUUUCCAGGAAACUAUGUAAAACCUUUGUAUCUAUAAGAAGAUUGAAAACCUCGGAGAUUAUUUUUAUUGGAGGAUAAAGCGUAAUUCACAAACCGAUCUCUUUAGUUGAGUCAGUAGGAAAAUUAAUGCAGUGGAUAAAGUAAGAAGCAAAAGAGAGGGACAGAGGAGUGUUGUUUGAAAUCAAAGCCUGUCUAACAUUACUGUGUAUCAGACAGGGUCGAAUGGUGUACUGAGCAAAAAGAAUUGAGGCAAAUCGCAUUUACUUAGCUGCUUCUGGGAGCCAGUUCAGCCUUCCCCUCCCCUCCACCUCCUGGGUAAUCUGACCCGGAGCACAGUCCAGAAGCAGAGUUAGCCGGAAAUGCCUCCUGCUGCCCCAGCCUUAACCAGCUCCCAUCUCAAAGGGGUCAUCGAGCCUGAAGCAACCCUCGGGGAGCCAGGCAGAUCCCCAGCCAUUUUCAGAGGCUCCAAGCCUAAGAAUCCACCAACUGCCCCAGCCUCCAGUCCCCAGCUGCCCUGGAGCCAGCUGACCCCCAGCACUCCUGGAGAUCAGUCUGGGGUGCAGAGGCUGUCCCCAGACAGAGGUGGAGGCCCCCAAAUUGCCCAAGACCAACUCCUUCUCUUGACCUGCUGAGGUACAGGUGGGGAAAUGGAGGUAGAACACUCAGUGCAUUCAGCCUGCUAUGCAGCAUGGCCACUGACUGCCCUGGUGUUCAGAUGGAAAAGCACACAAGAUUUGCCCAUGAGAAUUGGGAGCAGAUGGCCAGGCAGAUAGGUUACAUCUGUAUUUCCAAGUGAUUAAGUCAAGAAGCUGCCCUUGAGGCCACUUGCAGUGCAUUCCUUUCCCAUAUCGCUGGCUUUUAUAGACAGUCACCUUCAGGGCCAUGAAGUCACUCUAAACCACUUACCAGCUUCAUUUAUCAGAACCUCAUUACUAACCCUUCUUUUCUGGCUUGUGUUUGGUGGGACAGUUUGGAAUUGGUAGGCCUAUUUUCAUAGAAAACCAAGAACGGUGUCCAGGGAUUCAUUUAACGUAUACCAAGGUACACUGGCUGCUGGGGAGACCAAUGGGCAGGACUUGCUCCAGACUCUGAAGGGACUCGCCAUGUCUCCCAUCUCACUCCCUAAAGAAGUUCAAGGACCACCCAAAAUUCACAGGGCUGUGAAUCCAAAUGCACCCUGGUGAGCUUCUCUGCAGAGGGAAGCAGUGAUUAUGCUGCCACCGGCAGUGACCAGGAAUCCUGUCCUUUGUGGGGGCAAGAUCUGAGGAGGGAGGCCCCUCUGGCACCCAGGGCGGGAGUUAACAACUCUCUCCAGCUUGAGGAUGUUUGUCAGUCUCUCUGGUGGACCCCUUAAUGAGACAAAGAUAGCAAUGACCCAUUUGCUGCCCGCCAGGAACUCAGUGCUUACUGGGGAGACAGCCACAGAAAAAGGAACUUAAUCAAGAGAGACUGUGGUAUGUGCUAAGAAGGGUGUGAGAGAGGAAGAGAUGACUUUUCCCUGGAGGGAUCAUAGAAAGCAUUGUCAUAUUUCUGUCUCCAUUAGCUCACUUUUGAAAAUCUAGGAUGCUGGAAGAACCUUUGUCUGAGGGUAGAUCAUGGCUGGAAAUACUUGGAACUUUGUCCAGAGUCUCCAAGCUCUCUUCUUCAUAAAUACUCAUCCAAGGUCACAAAUUGCUGUUCUAGGUGGUAGGGGUGUGUACAGGAACCCCUGGCUGUCUGCAUAUAGCUCAGAAUUACCCCAGGACCAUUGUCCCAAAGUCUAGAGUCUUCACAAGUAGGCAGAAUUUGUCUCAGUGCCUGCGCCUCAGCUGCUCAGAUGCCCUUCUUAGGAUCCCACCAGCUUCCCACCCCCCACCAGACAGUCACAGUACCCUCACUUUUUCUCCCUAUCCUCCUUUCAAAUCCUGUUCUCAGGAAAGAAAUUGCCACUGAUCCAUUCACACUAAAGUGUAAAUGACUGAUAAGAGGAAUGUGUUAGUCUUCCCACAGACAUUUGUUUUUAUCUAGGCCAGAAGAGAGCCUUAAUCCCAAGGGAAAAGGCUUAUGGAACUGGAGGGGUGGGGGAGCUUCCUGGGUAGAAAGAGCCUUCUUGAUUGUCUUUAGGACCCAGUGACAAUAGACCUAUUGCUUUGGAAGGUCUGCUUCACCAUCCAAGAGCACUGUGUUUUUGACUUUCUCUCUCUGGGGGAAAAUAGUAAAAAUGCAUAUUAACGUGCAUUUUGCACGGCAGCAUUUCACCCAUUUUGGAAUGUAUUGGCUAAUGCGUUUCCCGGUCUUUCUUAGAUGCAAACCAUUAAUAACACUAUCUUACAGAGUUUUGAGGGGUGCUUCUUGAUAAAGUAGGUAAUUUUGAACACCUCCUUAAAUACAGCUAGAAAAUAAAACCAAUUUGUAAAGUCACAUUUGCAUAUGAUGCCAGCCUCAUGCAUUUGUAUAUCUCCAGAAAUCCAAGUAUGCCUCACGGAUUUGCCGGUCUUUAAUAAAGUCAUAUGGUAAAAUUUG
Messenger RNA from Propithecus coquereli (Coquerel's sifaka), 6457 nucleotides. RefSeq names its product sorbin and SH3 domain containing 1 (gene SORBS1). Gene Ontology annotation, biological process: cell-substrate adhesion. The coding region runs from base 189 to 3992 and encodes 1267 amino acids. NCBI's taxonomy places the organism in Eukaryota, Metazoa, Chordata, Mammalia, Primates, Indriidae. The transcript has 32 exons. The record is from RefSeq and is a predicted model, not a curated record. Gene Ontology annotation, cellular component: cell-substrate junction; nucleus; cytoplasm. Gene Ontology annotation, molecular function: protein binding.